AUGCCCUCUUUCUCCAACGACCGGCCUUUUCAGUCAUCUACCGCUACGGCCACACACCCUCGCCCGUUUGAUUCACCGCAAGGGAAACCGCGCGACAAAGCACCCGUGGGAAAUACCUUUCUAUGGACAAACUGGCCGAACGGUGAUACGAACCACAUAGAAUCUCAGUCGGGCGAUCGUCAUUAUCCCUCAGACCUGAAGAAUGGCAGUGCCUAUUCUCUGAACGGGCCCCGAUCAAGCGCUAGCUCCUACACACGAGAUUUACCACAUUCGAAAGAUGGCAGCAUGCAUUCGUUAGGGAAUGGAUCGGUCCGCGAUCCAAGGGAGAGUGGCCGGUUCUCGAUGACGAUGGACAAGGAUUUCACUCGAAAAUCUUCUGAUGCUGGAGCCAGUGCUGGCAUUGGCUCAGCUGCAGGGUCCAUCUCCAGCGCGCAGCAGGUCAAUGGGAUCUCGCCGAGCCACCGCACCACCAACGGAAAGUCCCUGGUUAACGGAGACCGGCCCCAACCGUCGGUUGACGAAGUGGUUUCUCAGAACUCGGCUGCGGCCGCGAACGGGAACACCAUCGUCGCCUCACUCCCCGAAGACACCAGCCGGCUCGCGUCCGAACCUGAUCGAUUGGCUGCCUCACAGACGACAACUCCUCACCGUUAUUCUUCCCCGCCUCUCCCUUCCGCCUCCGCUGACGCUAAUCACCCGCAAGAUCCCGCAGCAUCAUCAGGCCUUCGACAUCGACAUACGCUGCAAGUUCCCCGAGCGACAAGCGCCCGCCGUAAUAGCCGCGAUCAAGGGGACGAGACUGCUUAUAGUAGUGGUAGGCUAUCUCCGACGGCAGGGGCCAUCCGCCGAACGUCACUCAGUUUGGUUCGGCGGGCUACAAAAACCAAUCUCGCGGACUCGGUUCCUGACGAGGCCAACGCGAACGAGGAUGCAGCGCGUUGGGCAGAAGCGAUCAAGCAGAGGAGAGCGUCGAGAAGGAAACGCCGCGAUGACGACGAUGACGACCGCGUCAUCGUUGGAACGAAAGUUGACCAGAACCACGUGAACUGGGUGACUGCGUACAAUAUGCUGACCGGUAUUCGCUUCACGGUGUCGAGAAUCAACGCAAAGAUGGACCGGGAGUUGACACCCGCAGACUUUGAAGCCAAGCAUAAAUUCUCUUUCGACAUGUAUGACGACCGUCACCUUGCAUUACCCUUACCCAUAUCUUGGCAAUUGGCUAACUUUUGCGUUGCUAUUAGUACCGGUAACGAGCUGACGCCCUCUGCAAAAUACGACUUCAAAUUUAAGGACUAUGCGCCGUGGGUGUUCCGGCAUUUGCGAGCCAAGUUCCGCCUUGACCCGGCCGACUAUUUGAUGUCCCUGACCAGCAAGUAUAUCCUCUCCGAGCUGGGCUCGCCAGGAAAGAGUGGAAGCUUCUUCUACUUCUCCAGGGACUACAAAUACAUCAUCAAGACUAUCCACCACUCCGAACACAAACUGCUACGAAAGAUUCUUCCAGAAUAUUACAAACAUGUGGAGCAGAAUCCUAACACGCUGAUAUCACAAUUCUAUGGUCUUCACCGGGUGAAGAUGGCCUACGGGCGCAAGAUCCACUUUGUGGUUAUGAAUAACCUCUUCCCUCCCCACCGCGACAUCCACCAGACCUUCGAUCUGAAGGGGUCCACUAUCGGCCGGGACCUGCGGGAGCAGGAUCUUGAGAGAAACCCGCGGGCCACUCUGAAGGAUCUAAACUGGCUUCGCAGAGGCCGUCACCUGGAGUGCGGGCCCUCGAAGCGGCAAUUCUUCCUCGCUCAGUUGGAACGCGAUGUUGAGCUAUUGAAAAAGCUGAAGAUCAUGGAUUACUCUCUCCUGGUGGGUAUUCACGACCUUGGGAGAGGCAACGAAGAAAAGCUUCGCGACAAGACGUUGCAAGUGUUUCAACCAGGAGGUGACCGUGAAGAAGAGACGAGUCCGAACAUGCUGAUGCGCACUCCUUCCAAGCUGGAAAACGAACGCAAGGCACGUGAGCUACGGAUGCUUAUCAAAAAGGAGCGUCCUGUGCCGCUUGAUAAAGCCGCUGCGAAGAUGCCUGAAGAGAUUCUUGAUGAGAGACAGUAUCACGUCUUUUAUGCAGACGACGGAGGGUUCCGAGCUACUCACGAGAACGGCCAGCCUGGCGAUGAGAUCUAUUACCUCGGCAUAAUUGACUGUCUGACACAUUAUGGGACCGUGAAGAAACUGGAAAACUUCUUCAAAGGACUUUCCCAUGAUCGUGGCCAGAUCUCUCCAAUUCCGCCGGAGAGCUAUGGCGACCGGUUUGUUAAAUUCAUCAAGGGCAUUACUAUGUCCAAGGAGGAAGUCGAACGACAUAGAGAAGCUCGAGCGCAGGGCGAAGCAUCAGCAGAACGAACCGAUUCAGUUGAACGAACAAUGCAGGCUGCCGAGAAGGAAGCCGCAAAGGACGUCUCGACCACGCAUCCUCGAACGCUUUCAACUAUCUGGGACCCUGCGGACGCCAACGGACCAGGUCCGACGUCGACUCUGCCCAUAGUGGACGAAGCCGGUGAGCAGAGCAGUGUUGGUGGACACAGCCAGCAUAGCCGACAGGGGCCGUCGCUCACAGAAAAGGAUCUGCCGCCCUUGCCUGGCAUGGGCAGCUCGCAAGAUGGCCCAAAAGGAAAAGGAGUUUCUUAUAGCGGUCCCAACGGCACAUUGUCACCUGUAGCAAGCCGAUGA
This is a messenger RNA of Aspergillus fumigatus Af293, 2718 nucleotides long. NCBI's taxonomy places the organism in Eukaryota, Fungi, Ascomycota, Eurotiomycetes, Eurotiales, Aspergillaceae. The record is from RefSeq and is a predicted model, not a curated record.